Salvelinus sp. IW2-2015 is the source of this 5024-nucleotide messenger RNA. RefSeq lists its product as uncharacterized. The record is from RefSeq and is a predicted model, not a curated record. Lineage: Eukaryota; Metazoa; Chordata; Actinopteri; Salmoniformes; Salmonidae. Gene Ontology annotation, biological process: small GTPase-mediated signal transduction. Gene Ontology annotation, molecular function: GTPase activator activity.
GGGAAGUUUAGUGGUUUCUUGCGUCAUUGCUUGCUGCUGCUUGGUUGUGCCGGUGCAGAGUGAAGAGUGCCACAAAGACAGCAUGACCUAGCACAAUGCCUUAAAACACAGCUCAUUAUAUCACAGUAUAUAGCACUGCACAUCAGAGUGGAACAAUAAAACGUAAUAGAAUGCAAUGAAGAAAACACAUUGUUGCAUAUUAACAGUAUAUUGUAAAUGUAUAUGAGCACCUCAUGGUCACGUUACCAUUAACCAAGUUAUACAGAAAAUACAUAUAUCAGACACACACACACAGGGCUGGAUGUGCGGGAGGUUGAGGCAGGAGAAAAGAAGAGAUGCGGAGACUCCGGAGAAAAGGAGGGAACAAUGAGAAGGUGUUUGGCUGUGACCUGUUGGACCACUUGUCCACUACCUGUCAGGAGAUUCCCCAGGUGCUGCGAAGCUGCAGUGAAUUCAUUGAGGAGCACGGGGUGGUAGAUGGGAUCUACAGGCUAUCUGGGGUGUCAUCCAACACACAGAAACUAAGGGGUGAGUUUGACAGUGAGGGGACCCCGGAUCUCAAUAAGGAUGUGUACCUGCAGGACAUUCACUGUGUCAGCUCUGUCUGCAAGGCCUACUUCAGAGAGUUACCCAAUCCCCUCCUCACAUACCAGCUCUAUGACAAAUAUGCUGAAGCUGUGGCGAUUCAGUUGGAGGAGGAGAGGCUGGUUAAGAUUAAGGAUGUGCUGAAAGAGUUACCCGCUCCCCAUUACAAAACUCUGGAGUUCCUGAUGCGUCACCUUGUCAAGAUGGCUUCUCAUUCCUCACACACCAAUAUGCAUUCCCGGAACCUCGCCAUUGUUUGGGCUCCGAACCUUCUCAGGUCAAAGGACAUUGAGGCGUCAGGGUUUAACGGUACAGCAGCCUUUAUGGAGGUGAGGGUCCAGUCUAUCGUGGUGGAAUUCAUCCUCACCCACGUGCCCCAGCUGUUUCCUGAUUCAGGUAUUACGGAGCGCCGGAAGUCACUCCCAUCUCCCUCUAUACACAAUCCAGAGGAACCUUUCUUCCGGGCCAUUCCAUUCCAGUUAGGCAACAUCAGCCCAGGGGACGGUCCCCCUGCCAUGCGUUCCUACCACGCCAUCAUAGACGGGACAGACAAGAGGAAGGGAUCUCUUAAGGGCAGGAAGUGGAAGUCCAUCUUCAAUUUAGGAGGCAGACUCCAUGACCCGAGACGGAGGAACAAGAACUCGGCCAAAGAAAAAGAGAGAACUGUCUUGAGGCCAGCGAAGAGCAUGGAUUCCCUGAGCUCUGUGCCCUAUCCGCAUGAAGGUUCCAGACAACGACCCCCUUCCACUGUGAUGUCCCCCCUGGCUCAGCCCUCUCCCUGUACCCAGGGGGGUGCGGAGGGAGGGGCAUCCAGUAGUGGUGGUGAUGUGGGCAGCGGGUAUGCUGUGACCUACCGAAGGGGUCAGGGGGCUAGUGUGAGUGUAGUGAGCGGGGGCGGAGGAACACAGGGCAUAUACAGUCGACUGGACAGUCACUGUGGUGGGGGCAACAGCACUGAGGCUCUGCAACCCCCAUCCAGAUCCCCAGGACUCUCCAGCAAAGCCGACCGGCGGGCAGGGAUCCACAUCUCCGGACCUUUCUCGGUCACAGUACCCCUUCACAUCACAUCAGGCCUGGCCUUUGGGGUGCUGCAGGGGGGUGGAGCGGACAGGGGCAACCAUAGAGGAGGACAGGAGAGUGGCGAUAAAGGAGAGGGCGGGGAGGGUGACAGACGGAAGGGAAGGGAGGGGGAGAGACAGAAGGGAAGGGAGGGUGACAGACAGGAGGGAGGUGAAGGGGAAAGGCACAUCCGAGUAGAAGUUAUGAGGGAGGAUAAGACUGACCUAGGCAAGAGAAGAGAUGAAGAGGUAACAGGGGAGAGGAGAGGUGAGGCAGAGGAAGAUAAAGUUGAAGAAAAGGAGGGAAGAGGAGAAGAGGAGAGAGAAGAGGAAGUGAAUGGGGACUGUGUAUCUAAGCCAUCAGAAGAGAGCAUUGAAGAGAGUCAGGUUCAGGGUGAGGGUGGAGAAGGGGAUGCAGAAAACCAUGACUACGAUGAGGAUGAAGAGGGAGAAUACAUGGAUAUGAAAGGCUCUGUGCAGACUGCCCUGGAUGCCCCAGAUAUGUCAGGUGUCAGAAAUGAAGUAGUUGCCAUAGAUGUGCCAUUUCCUCUGAUGGAGAAGGACGAUGAACAAGACCAGGACUGUCCACUGGACUUUCAGGAUACUUUUGGAUUCCUGGACCUUAUGGACAGCAGUGUCUCCAGCCAGAUGUUCCAAGAGUUCUCAGUGGAGCCUCAUCAUGGGGAUGAUGAGUAUGAAGACGAGGUGGAGCAUAGAUCCCCAGGACUCUCACAUGACAGACCAGACCCUGUCACAUGGCCACCUGUAGAUGCACAGACACAAAUACAGACACAAACGCCCAUACACAGGCCUCUAAGCAUAGAUCAGUAUGGGCGAGCCAACAAGUCAAUGAGUCUGCCUUACAUGUCCCGGCCCUUCCUGCCUGCUCUGUCUUCCUCCUCCUCCUCUGAAGAAGAGGAGGAUGAAGAAGGUGAUGAUGAUUACGACAAAGAAGAUGAGGAGGAUGAUGAUGACAUGUUCUGUAAAAGUCUACCAUCUAGUUUGGUGUUCAACAGACUGACAUGGAGUGGACCUCAGACUGACUUGGAGAACAGUUUGUCCCCAGCCCCUGUGCCCUCACAACCACUGGACGGUGCCUCUGAUGACGCACCAAUUCCUAGUUCUGAGCCCAGAAUGCCCCCUGAGCACUUGGACAUUGAUUCCCCUGACUGCUGUUAUCAAUCAGUGGAGGUUUUGAGGCAUAGCAAAGCUGAAGAAAAGAAUAGUCUGGAAGCGAUGAAAGUGGUGGAGGAGGAGGAUGCAGAACAGGAUCGAGACAGCCAGGAGAAAGACCAGGCAGACACCCUGACCAAUACUUGCACAGAAAGAUCGCCUUCACUUUGCUGCACUGACAUAGAAGAAAGUUGUCACUUGGUUGAAACCAGCAUCAUGGAGGAAGAGGAAACUCCAGAUGACAUUGAGAGGAGCCACGCUUCAGCAUCCGCAUCAACUGACUGUGAGGAGGCCUCACUGCAGACCACUAGAGUUCAUCUGAAGCUCAAAGACGAGGAAGAGGUCCUGAAGAGUCAAUGUGCUGAAGAAGGUGUGAUUUUAGAGGGUUAUAAUGGUGAUACAGUGAGCGAAGCCGAGGCAGAAAAUCCAGAAGAGCAUUUACUGACGGCCUGUCAUAUUGUUUCCUGUGCUGAAGAGCCAGAGAACAUAGUCAAUGAGCGAUCAGAGGAGGUUUCUAGAGAUUCCGCUGGGGAUGUAAAAGAGCAUCCUGAAAAAAGUGCUAAGAGGGAGAGAGCGGGAGAGAAGGAAAAUGGAGAGGAGAAGAAGGUAGAGGAAGAGAUGGAGGAAAGAGAUGAUAGAAACGGGGGAGGAUUGGACAAACUAGAGGGAAAAGAAACAGCAUGCGAGGGAGAUAUGGGCAAAAGAGAGGAGAGAGAGGUAUUAAAGGAAUUGGAAAAAACAGAGGAAAAGGAUGUGGGGGUUAUGGUGGGAGUGGAGGAGAAGGAACAAGGAGGAAUGAUUGAAGAAGAGGAUGACAGGAUAGCAGGUGAUGAAAGGGAAGUAGGAGAAGAGGACACAAAGCAGGAAGAGGUCAUUUAUGAAGAGAUGAUGAGCAUAGUAGCGAGGGAUGACAUGAUGGAAAGUGGAGAGAGGAAGGAUAGGGAAGGAGAGACUGAGGGAAGCACAUUUAUAGAGGAGGUGAUAGAAACCAAAGAAGAUGGAGAGAUGAUUGGAGUACAACAGAAAGAGAUCAUGAAAGAGAUAGAUGAGAGUAAGGCAAGUGAAGAGAUGAGUGCAAAAGAAGAGGCGAAGAGAGCGGUGGAAGGAGUGGAUACCAUGGGAGAGACUGAGGAAGAGGCAGCUGGAGAAAGGGUGGAAAAGAUGUCGAUUGAUAAUGAGAAACAGAACCUAGAGGCACAGCACGUUUUAGAGAGAAGACAAAGAGAUAUAGAUCUUAUAAAGGAUGUUGUGGGAGAGGGAUAUGAGGAGGGAGAGAAAGAGAUGGAAGUGGGAGAUGUAAUCAGGGAGGAAGAAGGAGAUAGUAUACGUGUGGUCCAACAGGAGACAGAUGAGAAGAAGAAGAAGAAGAAGAAGAAGAAAGGAGAGAUGAAAGAGCAACUAAAGACACCAACAAUAGAGGAAAGAGAAGAAGACCUGAAAGAGAUCAAGAUAAACAGCAAAAAAAAAUAUGAGGGAGAAAACGAAGCGAUGGAUAGUAAAGUGGCGUCUGAAAAAGGGGUGGGGAGAGUGCUGGUCGUGUCUAAACAACAAACACCCCCUAAAGUGUAUCAAGCAAGAUCAGUGCCAGUGGUACCACCCAAGCCACAUCACUGCCGAAUAACUGCACUGAACCUCAGACAACAGCAGCACCAGAGGGAGAGGAGAGAGACAGACAGAGACAGUGGAAAGGGAAAGGUACACAGGACUUUGGGACAGCAAGAUAAGGAGAGAAAGAUGGAAGGAAAGCCAGAGGAUGACAAAGUCAGCGAGACAGAACGAGGGUGGAAUGAGGAUGGGGAAGAUGAGGGCAGAGGCAAAAAGGAGGCACAGAGUGGGGGGGUGAGGGAGAGGAGGAGAGAUGCGGAUGAGGGGGGAGUGAAAGACAUGAUGAAGAACAGUCCAAUCAGUAUGUGUUUUGAUGAAGCUGUUGCCAUGGGAAUCAAGAGAGGGAGAGAGAAAGAGGGCAGUGAAAGGGAGAAAAAAAAAGAGAGAGGAUAUGAAGUACAAUAAAAAGAAAGAGGUGGACAUAAAAGCCAGUAAAUGUUAUAGUCAUUGACUCUGUCUGGAUGGUUAGUAUACAAACGUAUCAUUUAUGUAUAGUUAUAUUUUCCAUACUGCCUGUAUUAUUCAGCCUGGGCCUAGAACCCCGUCCCACUAAUAUUCAGGGCUACUCAGAAUACUGAUCCUCUGCAGACRCCCCCCCCCCCC